ACGUUGCAACAAAUCCAGAAUUGUGGUUGUUUCUUCUGCGUUUUAGUCGAAAUAAAUCAACUCCUCACAGCUAGAGCUACUGUUAGUAAACAGUCAAAGAGGUGAUAAAAGCAGUGUGGGUGAACAGAGUGGUUUCGCAUGGAGGUAGAGGAGAUGGAAGAUGAAGGACCUUCGCUCCAGAGUGAACCUCCACACAGUGAAGAUCUCCAGUUGGCACAGCAGGAAUCGCUGUGUCUGGAGAGCUCGGCCCCUGUAGAGAACGUGUUUGUGGAUAAGAAAGCUGUGGACAAACUCACAGAAGGAUUACUCUCUCACUACCUACCAGAUCUACAGAACUCUAAACGAGCCCUCCAAGAGCUCACACAAAAUCAGCUGAUUCUGUUGGACACACUGGACCAAGAAGUCACCAAGUUCAGAGAAUGUAAUGCCUUAUUGGACCUCAACUCACUGUUUACAGAGGCGAAGGUUUACCACAAUAAACUUGUGAACAUAAGGAAAGAGAUGAUUAUGCUUCACGAAAAGACAACUAAACUAAAGAAGAGAGCUCUGAAGCUGCAGCAACAGAAGCAGAAGGAGGCGCUGGAGAAAGAGCAGCAACGUGAGAAGGAGCUUGAGAGAGAAAGACAACUUAUUGCCAAACCUGCGAAAAGAACUUAGGAUCAUCCCCAAGUAUGUCUGCCGUAGUAAUGGACCAUACAGGUGCUUUUGCAUGCUUUAGCCUAUUUAUUAAAUAUCAACUAUACAUUACAUUACUGCUGACCAUUUUCCAAAGCAAAGUAUUUUAGCUUUGUUUGGUUUUUUUAGAUAAUUUUUAGGGCAUUUUGCGUUUUAUUUGACACAACACAGUAGAAAAUCAGACAGGGAAAGUGAGAAAAGCGCCGUUUUUCCACCAGAUCCGAGUCACAAUUGUAUCAACUCUUCUGAUAUAGUAAUAAAAUCCACUUAAAACAUUCUUGGUACAUAUAAGCGAUCACAGUGAAAAUUAUGAAGUAGACAUGUUUUGUUUUUUACAGUACUUCAGUACUUUUUUGCUUAUUUCAAGCUGUUUUCUUGUUUUUGAUUGGAAUUUGGGGGUUAGAAAUCAAUUUCGGUCCAAGUUUACCACCUGAAAACCACAUUUAAAAAGUUUUGGGGGGACAGCUUCUGCAGAGAAAUGGUAUGAUUUUGUUAGAACGGGACUGAAAUAGCUUUAAACAUUUUUGGUUUGUCGUUGUUGACAACAGUAUUACAGAAAAGACUGUAAAUGUAUGAAAUAUCAUUAUCUGUAUUUCUGGUAGAUAUGCUUGACUUUAGGGAUGUGAGUUGUUAUCUGGUAGCUUGACUCCUACUGUUUAUUCACUUGUAUGAGACUUAUUCAUCUGUAUACCAACACUGCAGUAGUAAAAGAGAUGUUUGUUCAUUUGAAAAUAUAAGAUAGUCUUUAUUGAAGGAAAUGGAUUAAGAAAAAUCCAUUUGAAAAUAUUUAAGACUGAUAAGAGUAAUAUGCUUUGGAAAAUGGUUCACUUCAUAGAAAAUAUAUGUGGUUCUUAGUAAAUGGGCAAAAACGUGCAAAAAGUCAGGUAUGAUCCUUUUAGGUCAGACAUUGCCAAGAUCUCCACAAACCAAAGACAUGGACUAAAUCAUCAAAUGCUGGUAUGUCCCACUAUCAACCUCUGACAACACACACAAACUGGAGCACUUCCCUGAGAAGUGAACAAAUCACUCAAAGACACUUUUUCAGCCAUCAGACAAUGACCAGGAGGAGAAUCGACACCUUUGCCGUCUUUUGUAAAAGACAAAGUGUUUAUGUUGUUGUUUCGGGGCUUCAUGUCCUGUUAGUGUUGAAUGUUAUAAAACAGGUAAGUGUUUCGAAUCACAUAGGUCUGCACUAAAGUUAACUGACUGUAUUUUUUGGGGGCCCAGAUUAUAAUGUGUACCAAACUUUGCCCCAGCAUGUGUAAAUUGUUUAACAGACCUUUCAAGAGGCUUCUAUGCACUACUUAACGCCUAGAACUCCACUGUUUCUACAAUUAAUAAUAAAAGCAGCACAAACUGUUUUGUUUUAAAAUAA
Molecule: messenger RNA, 2050 nt
Organism: Plectropomus leopardus (leopard coralgrouper)
Lineage: Eukaryota; Metazoa; Chordata; Actinopteri; Perciformes; Serranidae
Gene: bloc1s6
Product: biogenesis of lysosomal organelles complex 1 subunit 6
Biological process (GO): intracellular transport
Cellular component (GO): transport vesicle; BLOC-1 complex
Source: RefSeq, a predicted model, not a curated record